Diaporthe batatas is the source of this 2105-nucleotide messenger RNA. RefSeq lists its product as uncharacterized. Gene Ontology annotation, biological process: cell wall modification. Lineage: Eukaryota; Fungi; Ascomycota; Sordariomycetes; Diaporthales; Diaporthaceae. The record is from RefSeq and is a predicted model, not a curated record. Gene Ontology annotation, molecular function: pectinesterase activity. The transcript has 3 exons. The coding region runs from base 359 to 1609 and encodes 416 amino acids.
AUUUUAGACCUCGCUCGACAUGCAGCACCGUCGCAGCACCGCCGGAAUGACACGAGGAAAGCCCACCACGCGUCCGGCCCCUCGGGAGGGAGGGCAUGCCCCCUGGCCGGCCAAUUUCCCCACAGUUCGUCUCGAGAUCCGCCGGCCAUGACUGCCUCAGGUAAGAGGCGUCACCGUUCCCGGGCGGCUGGGUCGAGGCCACGACAAGCGACAGGAUAUAAUAAUAUGGCCUUGGCCCUUCCCUCUCCUGCCUACACGCUCUCCACCCGGAAGCUUGUCUCCUGCUUGGCACUGGCAUCUCCUCCCUUGGACCCUGAAGGCCAAGCACCGUCAAGACGAUCAUCACUCACUCAUCACCAUGUUGGGACCAUGCACCGCCGCCGUGGUGGCCCUGCUCUCGCUGGGCCUCACCAGCCCCGUCCUCGCCAGUGCUCACUCGGCAGCUCCAUACCCAGCGACCACCUUCGCAGACUGCCAAAAGAAGACGGCCGACCCGCUCGAGGGCUGUCCGGAGGGCACGAUAUAUGUGAGCGCCAAUGACACAAGGGCCGACUUCACCAAGAUCCAGGAUGCCAUCAUCUCGGUCGGCAACGACUCAGACCCUCACUACAUCCUGAUCGGUGCCGGCUUCUACUAUGAGCAACUCAACGUGACCCGACAGGCGCCUCUCUAUCUGCUGGGCCAGUCCAACCUGCCCUCAAUGCAGCAGGACUACGCGGGCGACGUGAGCUACAACCAGACCGCCGAGAACGAUGUGCAGGUCUGGUUCAACCUCGCCAACGUGGGCAACAACCUGAUCAGUGACAACGUUUUCACCGGCGUCCUGACCGUGGGCCCUACCCUCAACGCCACCCUCACCGGCAGUGGGCCCACCGGCUUCCCCGUGCCCGACGACACCCCGUUCGGGUGCCAAGACUUCAGGGCCUACAACAUUGACUUCAGGAACGAGGAGUUCCCCUACUCGCACGGCCCGGCUCACGCCAUGGGCGUGUCCAGGGCCAACGCUGGCUUCUACAGCUGCGGCUUCUACAGCUGGCAGGAUACCAUAUACGUCGGCAAGCUUGCCAACGCCUACUUCUACGACACCGUCGUUGCAGGCCAGACGGACUUUUUGUACGGCUUCGGCACCCUUUACAUCACCAAGUCCACCCUGUCGCUGCGCCACUGCGGAGGCGGCGUCACCGCCUGGAAGGGUACCAACACGACCUUUGAGAACAAGUACGGUGCCUACAUCGAUUCGUCCCAGCUCAUCGCCAACAACGCCUCCACGGCCGCCGAGGUAAAGGGCACUUGCGCCCUGGGCCGUCCAUGGAACGCCCAGCAGCGGUCCAUCUUCAUGGACAGCUACUUCGAUGCGAGCAUCCUGCCCGCUGGGUACAUCAGGUGGAGCGCCAGCGACCCCAGGGUGUACAACUACACCUUUAUGGCCACGUGGGAGAACUACGGCCCCGGGUGGAAUGUCACGGCUGAGAAGGCCAGCAACGUCACCCUCGUGCUCGAUGACGACAAGGUCGAGCCCUACCGAUGGCCCACGGACGUUUUCCUCACCGAGACCGGGGAGCCCGGAAACACGGCUUGGAUCGACCAGAGUGUCCUGGUCCCCUUCUGAUAGAAUCUGUGCACAAGCCUUGAUCUAAUUAUACAUUGUUCUUUGCUGCCUGACGCCGUCGCUGCCGUCCACGAAGUAGACAAUCACCAGCUGGCCGUCUAUCAACCUUCCUGUAGCGUGCAAGACAGAGUGUGCGCCCCUCUUCUUGACAUCUUUCAUGGUGCCUCCCACCGCACGAGAUCAAACCAAUCUACUCGCUGUGACGGGGCCGCUUGUUCUGGCUCCCCGGGCCCUCAGGCUCCUUGUCCUCUGCGAACUCGUCAUAUUUUCGGGUCUGGCCGGUCUUUCCCUUGUCGACGGCCUUUCCCUUGUCGACGGCCUUUCCCUUGCCCUUAGGGUCGCCCGGUCCGAACAUCUCAGGUGCAGGAGCGCCAUUGUCCUUGGUGAGACGGAACUUGGCUAGCAUACGCCGCUGGAGCUCUGCAGGACUGUGGUGGGCGAUAGUCUCGGUCGCCGCGUUGGCGGCGGUGGGGGCAGCCGCACGGCUCUCCCAAAG